Molecule: messenger RNA, 2371 nt
Organism: Nasonia vitripennis (jewel wasp)
Lineage: Eukaryota; Metazoa; Arthropoda; Insecta; Hymenoptera; Pteromalidae
Product: probable tRNA (uracil-O(2)-)-methyltransferase
Exons: 4
Coding region: 508-2349 (613 amino acids)
Biological process (GO): tRNA methylation
Molecular function (GO): tRNA (uridine) methyltransferase activity
Source: RefSeq, a predicted model, not a curated record
CUCUAUCAAAGGACCAACGAGAGGUUAUGUUUGAGAGCGCUCGUGCUUUUCGGCGCUCGAUAUUUAAUUCAGUUGCAUCACACACGAGACAAGCAGAGUAGCUUUUACACACAUCAAAGAUAAAGGUAUAAACAUUCGAGCUAUUUCGUCAAAUAACUACUCGUAGGUAGUUAUAGUAGAAAAAAGCUGCAGAGAAGAAAUACAGAUUAUGGUGAUAAUAAGUGGAGUUUUGUUGAAGAACUCACCAAAGUCGUUGUAUAAAUAUCUACUACGCGAAUGCGACAAGCUGCCAAAGGGAGCGAGCGAGUUUUACAAACAUUCCAUCAGACAGAAUUUAUAAAUUUACGUAACAGAGUUUCAAGCAACAUAUAGCAGAACCUGAUGCUGAAAGAGUUCAGCAAAUUAUGGAAAAAGCCCUCUUGGAUGCCAAGUGGAUAAUGCAAAAGUACAAGAAAGACACAACACCUGAUCCACCCAAGAAAUAAUAUCGUUAAUUUUUUUGUAAAAAUGGGUAAUUUUGAUAAUGUAGUUUCUGAGGAAUGUAGUGCUGGUGCUGCCAAUUUCUGGAAAGCCUUAGAAAUAUGGCUCAAGAGUCCUCACCUUAUUAAUCGCAGAAUUUUGGCUUCCAUGCAACUUAGCCUAUAUAGACUGAAAAAUGUUGAUAGUAUUGAAGUUUUUGAGUGGUUUACAAAUAUUGCAAAUAAACUUGUUACUGUUGUCAAUGUUGAAGAAAACAUUUUAGAUUCUUUAAAACAAAUAAAUAAAAAUAAUAUUAUUGUGGAAGCUUGCAAUGAAUUGAAAGAUAUUGAUUAUUUGCAAAGUGAAGAUAGUCCAAUUUAUCUUAGAACUGCUAAGUUGUUACCUCGUCAUGUUAAUAAAUAUGCUCAGACUUUGGAAGUUGCUUUAAUAGAUAUUAAAAGCAAUGCUGUUACUUAUUUCUUUCAUAGGUGUUGUAAUGAUGAGGAUAAAUUAUCCUUAAGUUUUGAGUAUCCAUUUCAAAUAAGGCUCGAAAAUAAUCAAGUUUCUAUUCGUGUACAAAAUUUGAAUCAUUGGAAUAAUAGUGGAAAUUUAUUAUGGUUGAAAAAUCAUUUUUUCCCCAAACUGUUAAAAUGGAUAGAAAACGAAGGUCCAAAAAAUAGUUUAGUAAAUGGAUCUCUAAAACUUAUAUCAUCAGAGAAGUACACGGAUUUAUACAAUAAUCUGAAAUUGAAAUAUGGAACAGAAAUGGUCAAGAUUUGGCCUGAGAAAACUGAUCCACUGAAAUUCGUCUUUGAAGACGUAGCAAUAGCAACAUAUCUUAUACUAUUAUGGGAAUCAGAAAGAGAAAAUUUAAAAGUCCAUGAAAAACAGUCGUUCUUAGACCUUGGUUGUGGCAAUGGCUUACUAGUACACAUUUUAAACAGUGAAGGUUAUCCAGGACUAGGAAUAGAUCUUCGUAGACGAAAAAUUUGGGACCUAUAUCCAAAAUCUACUAAUCUAGAGGUGCGUACAAUAAUUCCAUCAUCAAAAAGUUUAUUCCCAGAGACCGAUUGGUUGAUUGGAAAUCACUCGGACGAACUGACGCCCUGGAUCCCUGUGAUUGCUGCCAGAAGUUCUUAUAAAUGUCGUUUCUUUUUGUUACCAUGUUGCGCCUACGAAUUCGACGGUAAAAAGUACCAAAGGGAGAGCGCUACUGCUAGUCAAUAUUUUGAUUACAUGUUAUACAUUAAAGACGUAAGCGAAAAAUGCGGUUUCAAAACGGACAUCGACAAACUACGGAUACCCUCUACCAAGCGAAUUUGUAUAAUUGGUACCGAAAGGAAUUACGCUGAAGUCGAGAGCGUAUCUCACGAUCUGAAAAUACAAGAAAUGAUAAACAGCAGAUGCAACGAUAAAGAAAUCGAAGAUGCUUGGUCCAGCGCAUUUAAGCCGCGAGACACUGUCGAAAAAGUUCGAAAUUGCACGCAAAUUGAUAAAGGCUUGAUAUCUAGUAUAGUUGAUGUCGUGGUCUCCCUUCUGUUACGUAAGGUGCGCAGAAUCGAUUUGGGAGAAGACCCGGUCAAAACGUGGAACGCCGGUGGUGAGAUCGAAUUGCAGGAGGUAGCCACGAUGCUCGGCUCCGAUACACUUAAGGAAUUGAAAAAUGAAUGCGGAGGUUUACAGACUCUGCUGAGAAACAACGGACACAUUUUCAAAGUGGAGUCGGGAAAGGUCAGAUUUCGCAUUCCAGGAAAGGACAAAGUCGGACAGAGCAAAAAAUCUAAAAAUUCCAACGUGACGAGAAAGGUGAAGGCCUGCUGGUUUUACGAAAAUCACCCAGAUGGAUGUCCGUUGACUGACAAUGAAUGUGACUUCAAACACUCAGAAUAAAUUUAAUUUAUUAACAGUCAAU